UUGGUGGGCGACGGCGGUGAGGCGCCCAGCGGAGGCCAUUUCCAACGAGCUGGAGGGGGCGAAAGAUGGCGACACCCGUUGGGUGGUCGCAGGGGGGGUCAAGAUCGGUGUGUCUCGCCUUCGAUCAACUGCGGGACGUGAUUGAAUCUCAGGAGGAACUGAUCCACCAGCUGAGGAACGUGAUGGCUCUCCAGGAUGAAAAUUUUGUCAGUAAAGAAGAGUUCCAGGCAGUGGAGAAGAAGCUGGUGGAAGAGAAAGCUGCCCAUGCCAAGACCAAGGUCCUCCUGGCCAAGGAAGAGGAGAAGCUGCAGUUUGCGCUCGGAGAAGUAGAGGUGCUGACCAAACAGCUGGAGAAAGAGAAGCUGGCCUUUGAAAAAGCACUCUCCAAUGUCAAGAGCAAAGCCCUGCAGGAGUCCUGCAAGAAGGACCAGCUCAUCACCAAGUGCAAUGCUGUUAUACGAGGAACAACAGGGCCAGCACACAGACCCUUAACCUCAGUGUUGGAGACCCAAAAGGGAGUGGGGACUGUGGAGAUGUGGAGAGCCAUGUGCUCUCUCAAGGGCUUGGCCCCUUUGCUGCAGGAAUGUGGGCCCAGUGUCUCUGAAAAAGAAACUGGAAACCAGGUUUUAAUGGCAACUUCAUUGAUUUUUUGGUGUUGACAACUGAUUUAAAAUUUUUUAAAGCAUUGUGAAGGCCAAAUAGAACAUGUCUAUAGGCCACCAGUUCUCACCUCUGCUCUGUGCAGUUCCCUGCGGCCCACUUGUUGGCUUAGUUGGUGCCCUGAGUUGUGGGGCACUUUCAGAGUCAGCUACUCAGGAUCUCUAGACCUCAGGAAACUCUUUCAUUUUUCCAAAUGCUGAACUCCGAAUACCCAGUUUUAGAAGUAGAAUAUGAAUUCCAUAUGCAAUAUCUGCUUCAUUAACUGCAGCAGAUCAUAAGUAGGCCAGAGACCAGAGCCCAAGCCAAAGGGAAGUUUAGGCCCCUCCUGGUGGGGUGCCCACCUCCUUGGGCACCCUCACUCCCACCUGCUCACUUAGCCCUCUUUCUCGCUCCCUUGGUAAACACUCACUGGUAAGAGGCCAGCAGACAGUUUCGAUCUGGCCAUUGAGCUGCCAGGCCCCACAGUCCCCACAGCUGACCCAGGGCUCUAGCUAGGGUCUCCUGGAGCCCAGCAGGCAGUCACUGCCUUCAUACCCAAGGCCCCUCGUCUGGUUCCCUAGUCCUUUCCCUCUCACUGGGCAUCCCCUACCUCCCUAAAAGGAACCUGAGGUUCUUUCCUGAUAGAGUGGGAGACAUCUUCUCUCUAGGGCCUGGCUGCGUCUCCUCAGAAUGUCUGGAACCUCUCCUGUGGGGCCCAAGCCUUCACCUCACAGGAGCAGAUCUGGUGACCCUGAGUCUCAUGCUGGCCCGUGGGCCCCUCCAACCCCGCCUUGUGUGGUUUGAGUU
Molecule: messenger RNA, 1446 nt
Organism: Choloepus didactylus (southern two-toed sloth)
Lineage: Eukaryota; Metazoa; Chordata; Mammalia; Pilosa; Megalonychidae
Gene: SPATA24
Product: spermatogenesis associated 24
Exons: 5
Coding region: 66-659 (197 amino acids)
Cellular component (GO): nucleus; cytoplasm
Molecular function (GO): DNA binding
Source: RefSeq, a predicted model, not a curated record